CAAUAAAGAAAAAUCGCCCGGAGCACAACUGACAGUAACAGUUUAAAAAAAUAGGCAUCUGUCAAACGGGAUGCGCUGCCUGAAGAAAGCAAUACGACAUUGACUUAUUAUUUUCAAAUAUAAUUUAAGGGUAUUUCAUAAUUGUAUUAAAUAACAAACACAAACAAACAUAAAGAUAACAAAAUCAAAAAAGCCGACGAAUCAAGGUCUGUUUCUAUUGUACAAAAUGACAAGCUCAGACGCUUUGCGCCCGACCCCGGCUAAUUCAGGACGGAAGCCGCUUGGAAAGCUAGCUGCCCGGCUAGAAGAUGUGAAGAACCCGUGGAGGCAGGGCAUGACGUUGGAGCUCAGCCACAGCGAAGCGGCCAGGCUAGCGACAGACGCCCUGCUAGACUCGGGGGAACUCGAAUACAAGCGAGUGCUAGACCAGGAGCGGGAGCUGUCGUUUCUCUCGCCCUUAGAGAUCAAGUACAUCGCCGAAAGCGCUUCCAAGAACAGUAGCGCGGACAGCGGCAGUGUCACCGGCUCAGGCGGAGAGCUGUGCGGGGAGGGGUACGCGGUCUCGGAGCUCACCUCGGGGACCUACUUCCCGAUGAUGUCGGAUGAAGAGCCGCCUAUGCUGGAGCUGGGUUGGCCGGAGAUGACAGACCAGCUGCCUAAAUAUGGUCCUUCAGAAACGCAGAUCUACUUUCAGAGAGGCAAAACGCACAACAUGAAAGAUGUCAUUCGUUCACUAAUUAACAAGGCAAAGAAAGUAAUAGCAUUGGUGAUGGACCUCUUCACAGACGUGGAUCUGUUUUGUGACUUGCUGGAAGCUGCAAAUAAACGCAAAGUUCCAGUUUAUAUCCUACUGGACGAGAAGAACCUGAAGUAUUUUACUGAAAUGUGCAACACCUUGGACGUCCAGACGAUACACAUCAGUCGCAUGAGAGUCCGCAGUGUUUGUGGAGAUACCUAUUGCACAAAGCAUGGCAAGAAGUUUACUGGGCAGGUCUUGGAGAAGUUUCUUAUAAUUGACUGUGAAGAAGUGAUUGCUGGGUCUUACAGUUUCACCUGGCUCUCUUCUCAGGUUCACAGCAACAUGCUGAUGCACUUCACCGGACAAAUUGUUGAGAGCUUUGACAGGGAGUUCCGAUGCCUCUACGCAGAUUCCCAAAUCAUCGAUAGCUUACACGACCCAGACGAAGACGGAAUUCCGUGUUACUCCUUAGGGAAACAUCUUCCGGAGAUCAAGCAAGAAAAGCCAAAGGAACAUGUCUACUCCGACCCUUCCAGCAGCUGCUCCAGCAACAGCUUCUCCAGCAUCAAGAAGUGUCCAGGCAUGGGCUCCCCGGCGUACAAACUGAAUUACAAUAACAGUCCAAACAAGAAGGGCCCAAGUCCAGGUUUGUACAACCCCAGCAACCAAGGGAGAAAAGGGUCUGGCAGCAGCUGUGCUGUGGAGCGGUCCAACGCUGGCUCACAAGAACUCAACCCUAGCGCACUCCGAAAUGGAGGAGGAGCUGAAUCCAAGAUCUCAGGGCUGGGUCUUCAUGAGCCCAAACAGAACUUCACUCCGUUGAACCCCUCACUGGGGAAGGAGCAAAGGAGCUGCCCUCACGCUGAACCAGAGCAGCCCGGCAAACAGAAGACAGCCCCGCUCUUCAGCAAACUCUCUGAUUUCUUCCCUGGUACAAAAGAAGGCUUUACCAAAUCUCCAACCCGAAACAAUGCCGCCGCGGUGUUGCCUUUCAAAGACCUGAGCCUGUCGGAAUUGACAAAAACAAGCGAAAACAAACCCGGGUAUUCCGUGGUGCCAGCACCCCUGCCCGCGGACGUGCUGCCAGCGGUGAGACGAGGAGGAAUCAACAGGCAUGAUGUCAAGAGGAUGACCCUCGGGCACAGCCAGCUGGACCUAGUAAACCACUACAACAAGAUGAAAUCCAAAAACAUAUACAGCAGGUUCGAGGUGAAAGACACUCCGCACAUGUGAACCAGGCUGUCCUUUCAGACGAAGAGAGACACGGAUGAAUAAUCAAGCAAAAUGAAAGUCAUCUUUCCUGAAAGCCUGCUGUUUAUUCAAAACUCAGUGGACAGUGUUCCUCUUCGGCACUCAGAACCUUUAAUCCUGCAUCCUGCUGGUUUUGUUUGCUGUAUUUCUUGUCUUCCUGCAGUGCAAACGGUUGGUGUGAUUCUUUUUAUUAGGGGGAGGGUUGCAGUAUGUAGAGAUGUGUUGAGAAAUCCAGAUUUGCAGAGCGCCUGGCUUCCCAAAGGGCUUAUGGAUUUUAUGUUGUUCUGCCACGUGUUGCUGUUUCUGCAGUUGUGUAAUUGUCUACAUUUGCCAUUUUCAAAAAACUUGUUUUUUGUGGAUUACAGAUAAAAGGUGUUUUGAUAAAUCUCUUGUAUAAUGAGCAUUAUAAAUAUUUUGCCAUAAAUUGUGUGUUGUUUUUAAUUGAGGAAGAGUAUUACUAUUAUUAUUGAGAUGAUGAUGAUGAUGAUGAUUAGUGUGCACAUUGUUAAAUUGCAGUGUGCAGAACAAACAAUGUUUCUACUUCAUUCCGGCACUGCAUCCUGUAUACUGGCUCAAAAUAACUAGUCUGAGACUGUGAUAUAUGGAAUGGACUGUGGGUUCAGUGCUAGUGCAAGAACUAUGGAAAUACAGGGAACAAGUGAGGGCUGUGACUGUCUUAGAACAGGCUGUGCACUCUAAAGGGUUUUACUGAACGAGGGAGCGCUUCAUUAUGCAGUGUAAAAGGCGGCCUGCAUUAGCUGUCACUGUUUUUAUUAAUCAUCCCAUGCACCAGAGGAGGCGCUGCACUGUGCCAUAGCAACAUUCCAAACCCGGAACUCUGGCCACAAACAUGCCCACCUCCACCCUCUGGCAUGCCUAGCAGGAAUCUUGUAACGCAGCACUGUGACAGAGUGCUGGCCUUGGCAUUAGAAACAGUGCAACGACAUAGCGGGUGCCUUUACUGUUGUUUGUAGUGAAUCGGGCAUUGCAGUCAUGACAAUACAACAGGUCUGGUUUUUCACAACGAGGGAUGUUUAGCGUGAUGCCUCCAGCAAUACUAGAUUCAUUAAGUGGAGGUUUUGACAAUGUUAGCAAGAAGUUAUGACAUGUUGUCUUUGGUAUUUCAUACUUUAUAAAAGCCUGGGUCACUAAUGUAUUGAAACACACAUACUAUACAAAUAAGUAAUGCAUGUUAAAAGGAAUAAGUCUGGCUACAUAAGUUGUUUGCAAAUGUUUUUAUUGAUUAAGAUAUAGGGACAUCUUUGCAGGUUUUACCCAUUUUGAUUUGGUCCGUCCAUCAUGUUGUCCUCUAUUUAGACGCUGGGCUGUAGCUCUUGCACAUGUCAUCUAAACCCUAACUAACUGAAUAAGCUUUUGACCUCAAAGACUUGCACACAAACAGAAAGGCAGCUGUGUUGCUCCUAAACACAGUGACAACAGGAUCACAACCACAGCCUGUGCUGUACUGCCCUCAUAAGCAGAGGCAUGUGG
This is a messenger RNA of Polyodon spathula (Mississippi paddlefish), 3481 nucleotides long. RefSeq names its product protein FAM83A-like. The coding region runs from base 227 to 1972 and encodes 581 amino acids. The record is from RefSeq and is a predicted model, not a curated record. Lineage: Eukaryota; Metazoa; Chordata; Actinopteri; Acipenseriformes; Polyodontidae. The transcript has 4 exons.